This is a messenger RNA of Raphanus sativus (radish), 2171 nucleotides long. RefSeq names its product cysteine-rich receptor-like protein kinase 40. Gene Ontology annotation, biological process: protein phosphorylation. Lineage: Eukaryota; Viridiplantae; Streptophyta; Magnoliopsida; Brassicales; Brassicaceae. The record is from RefSeq and is a predicted model, not a curated record. The coding region runs from base 65 to 2023 and encodes 652 amino acids. The transcript has 7 exons. Gene Ontology annotation, molecular function: protein kinase activity; ATP binding.
UUUACUUCUUAACAAUAUAACAAAGAAUAAAAAUAAAGAAAAAGUUGUUAUCUAACAUAAAAAAAUGGGGAAACUCCAUGCUUUGAUGAUCUUUCUCGCAUCUUCUCUUCCUUUUCUCCUUCAACCCAUCCAAGUUGUUCACGGCGCCAGGUGUUUCGGAAGCUCCAACAGCAACAGCAGUUACGCUCAGAAUCGCCGUGAUGUCUUCUCUAAUCUUGCUAAUAACGUCGUCACUAACGGCGGAUCCUACAACGCUUCUGUCGGACAAUAUCCCAACAAGGUUUACGUUCUUGGCCUCUGCGCAAGGGACCACAAGCAAACAGCUUGUUCCAGUUGUGUCGAAAGAUUGACCCUGGAAACACAAAGAGAUUGUCCAAACAUAAUGGAUUCGUUCGUUUGGGGCAGUGACGAUGAAGACCGUGUUUCUUGUCUUGUACGUUCCUCAAACCAAUCUUUUGGGAACCUCGAGCUUGAACCUCCUGUUACAGGGAUAAGUGCAGAUCAAAUCGGGCCAUCUAUCAACAUGACCCUUUUCAUGCAACAGUGGGAAUACAUCGUUAAUAUGACCCUCGAGGCUGCCACAAAACCUGAUACAUCCUCUGUACAUAAGUACUAUAGUGCCUUAAAAGCCGAGUUCACCGCACUGCCAAAUGUUUCCAUGCUGAUGCAGUGCACACCUGACAUAACUUCCCAAGAUUGCAAGCAAUGUUUGGGAGUUUGCGUGACGUACUUUAGAGAACAGUUUCGGGGAAAACGAGGAGGCAUGGUUAGUCUUCCGAGCUGUUUUUUCAGGUGGGAUCUAUUUUCUUUCCAUGGUGCUUUUGAUAAUGUUACAACGGUUCUUGCACUUCCUCGACCUCAGACUCAGGAAAAAGGGAGCUCUAUACCAGAUAAGAAAGGAAGAAGCUUGCACAGGGGAAUUAUCACGAUAAUAGUGGUUUUUACUUUCAUUAAUCUUUUAAUAUUUAUUGGUUUCUUCAAAGUCAAUGCUCGAAGAAUAAAAUUAAACAAGGGAAUCAAUGGUUGUGGUGCAGAAUACUCUGAUUCGGAUGGUCAAAUUAUGUUACGGUUUGAUUUUGAUGUGAUCUCAAUGGCAACCGUGGACUUUUCGCCUGAAAAUAAGCUUGGCCAAGGUGGAUUUGGUUCGGUCUAUAAGGGGAUAUUACUAAACGGGAAAGAGAUAGCUGUGAAGAGAUUAACUAGAGGUUCAGAAGGAGGUGUGGAGUUUAGGAACGAGGUUUCACUCUUGACAAGACUCCAACAUAAGAAUUUGGUUAAGCUACUUGGCUUCUGUAAUGAAGGAGAUGAAGAGAUUCUUGUCUACGAGUUUGUCCCCAACUCAAGUCUUGACCGCUUUAUCUUUGAUGAAGAGAAGCGUUCACUUCUUUCAUGGGAAGUGAGAUUUAAAAUUAUAGAAGGCAUUGCUCGUGGUCUUGUUUAUCUCCAUGAAGAUUCUCAGCUGAAGAUUAUUCACCGAGACUUGAAGGCAAGCAAUAUCCUUUUAGACGCAGAGAUGAACCCUAAAGUCGCGGAUUUUGGGACAGCAAGGCUGUUUGACACUGAUGAGACUCGAGAUGAAACUAAACGAAUAGCUGGAACUCGUGGAUAUAUGGCUCCUGAAUAUCUGAAUUACGGGCAAAUCUCAGCUAAAUCUGAUGUAUAUAGCUUCGGUAUUGUGCUUCUAGAGAUGAUAAGUGGUCAAAGAAAUAAUAGCUUUGAAGGAGAAGGAAUUGCAGCUUUUGCAUGGAAGAGAUGGACUGAAGGAAGGCCUGAGGUUAUAAUUGAUCCUUUAUUGGUCGAGAAUCCUAGUAACGAGAUCAUUAAGUUGAUCCAAACUGGGUUGUUGUGUGUUCAAGAGAAUCCAACAAAGAGACCAACCAUGAAUACUGUAAUAGUUUGGCUUGGCACUGAGAACAUCACCAUUCCUUUACCUAAGGCUCCUGCUUUCACAAGUAGCCAUUCCCAAUCUGAAGAUGGUACAAUGUCAAUGAGCAAUGUAUUCACAGAGUUGAGUUGUCGUUGAGUUAUCACUCUUAUUAAAACAUAAACAUCAUGAUAUUUUCGUAUAGAUUUUUAUGUUCGGCCACCUCUAGAUAUGAAAUAUUUUCUGUCCCUAUUAAAAGACUAUGUCAGUAAUUUAUUUGUCUAUUCUAAUUUUUUGUCUUUUUUUC